Messenger RNA from Thecamonas trahens ATCC 50062, 1307 nucleotides. RefSeq names its product lariat debranching enzyme. Gene Ontology annotation, biological process: mRNA splicing, via spliceosome. Bases 93 to 1307 code for a protein of 404 amino acids. Gene Ontology annotation, molecular function: RNA lariat debranching enzyme activity. Lineage: Eukaryota; Apusomonadida; Apusomonadidae. Gene Ontology annotation, cellular component: nucleus. The record is from RefSeq and is a predicted model, not a curated record. The transcript has a single exon.
GGCUGUACGACGCGGUGGACCACCUGGCGAGUCAUCAUUCAACCGAGGUUGAUUUGAUUGUUUGUUGCGGAGAUUUUCAAGCUGUGCGAUCUAUGGAUGAUCUGGCUUCGCUCUCCUGUCCGCCCAAGUUCCGCGCCAUGCACACCUUUCACAACUACUACUCGGGCACGUCUCUUGCAUCUGUUCCGCUUCUCUUUGUUGGUGGAAAUCAUGAGGCUUCUUCUCAUCUUCGAGAAGUCUUUCACGGUGGCUGGAUCGCGCCUAAUAUGUACUAUCUUGGCGCUGCUGGCGCUGUCUCCUUCAAUGGCAUCCGCAUCGCCGGUAUCUCGGGCAUCUACAAGUCGCAUGACUACCACAAGGGCCACUUUGAGAUCCCGCCCUACAACUCGUCCUCGCUCCGCUCCGCCUACCACACCCGCUCCAUCGAGGUUUUCCAGCUUAAGGCCCUGCGCCACGCCGACAUCGACGUCUUUGUCUCUCACGACUGGCCGACCGGCAUUGCCCUUAAGGGCGAUCUCGAUGAGCUCCUCCGCAUCAAGUCUUUCCUCCGUAAGGAGAUUGCCGACGGCUCGUUCGGCUCGCCGCCGCUGGCCGACCUGCUCGACACCCUCGAGCCCAAGUACUGGUUCGCGGCCCACAUGCACGUCAAGUACCCAGCCAUCCACACCCACGCCUCGGGUGCCAAGACCAAGUUCCUGGCCCUGGACAAGAUCCGGCCCGGUGGCGACUUUCUGCAGGUUGUCGACGUCGAGCCCACAACUCCGUUUGAGCCGGCCCACCCGAGCGAGGCCAAUGCGCUGUGCUACGACCCGCUGUGGAUGGCGGCGCUCAAGGAGACGUACCCGCUGAUGAACUUUACCUCGGCUCGGACGCAGUUGCCGACCUCGCUCCCGGAUCAGCCAUCCGCCGACGCCGUCACCGCCAUGCGCGACGCUAUUGUUGCCGCCAACGGCUCGCUCGCGAUUCCAGCAAACUUUGUCCGCGUCGACCCCUUUGCCGGCGGCGUCUACCACCCGGGCUCGCCGCAGACGGUGGCCCUGCUUGCCCUGCUGGGCAUCGACUCGCCUGCGCUCCGCGCCGACGACUAUGUCGAACUCUCGCCGACGGGCACGCCUUCGGCUCCGCCGCCGUCGCUCCUCCCGCAGCCGCCGCAGUCGCUCCUUACGCCACAGCAACCGCUCCCGCCUGCACCCGCCGGGCCUUCUGGUCGCAAGCCGCUUGUCCUCCCGCCGCCGGUCAACACGAGUGCGGCGCCCAAUGCCGACGUCAUCCACAUGUCGGCGUCAUCGUCGGACGACGAGGAGUAA